UGCGGCCUGACGGCGGCGGCUGGAAGCAGCGGGGGAGGACUGGAGGACUCGAGGACUGGACGAAGAGGAGAAGGGGGGGGGGGGGAGGUUCGCAGGAGGAAUCGCGCGCUCACUCACCGCCUCGAGGCCCGAGGACCGUGUUCGACGCCCGCCAUGAGCGCCGGCUUCACCUACUUCUCGCCGCCACCCGCUGCUGCCUGCGAGGACAUGGACUCGCCUCAGUACGUGCCGUUCGACAACACGCCUCCGCUGGUGCAACUCGAGUCCUCAGAAGGUUGCAGGAAGGUGGAAACAGAAAACUUUUUCUGCUUCAUCAAUAGAGAGAUGAAAAAACUGCAGAAGAAAGUAGAAGAGAUGCCCCCUGGAUAUUACCACGUCGAUUACAACUACAUUACCUCACUGUUCAGCAACAGCAACACGUUCAAAGAGUCUUUCCUGUUCCCUGACAGCAGUGCAACCAACAUUGCAAAACUCCACACAGCCAGUAAAUCACGAGCCAUCUCCGUAGCUAGUCCUUUCAGCAACUUUACUAAAAAAAUCCCGUCUGAAAGUUUCAGCCGCUCGUCUAUCACGAGGCAGCCCUGUAGCUUGCUGCAGUGGUCGACGAAAGCCAGCGAGACUGACGAAGCUCCGCUACCUGCCGUCAUGACUCACCACAAGCACUUCCUGAUGGACGACCUUCCCGUGGAGCAAGGCGCGGACGUCAUCGCGGACGGUGACGCAGGGUUCUGCCAGAAGCCUCUGUCGUACUCGGAGGCGCUGAAGGAGGUUGCACAUGUCACGCCCCAGCAGGACUACGACAAGUCCUCCCCACCCGUCACGCCUCUCUUACCGAGCUCUUACUACCAAAGUAAAAACAGGACUGGCUGUCGCUUCUGCUGGAGGAACAACGAGCCCCCAGCAGUGUACACCAGCCACAACCUGCACGACUCAGACACGGGCAGGAUCGUCACCUGCCCCGUGCUGCUACGACAUGUCUGCGAGAUGUGCGGAGCGACGGGAGUACAAGCCCACACCCGCUCCCACUGCCCAAUCUCGAGGCAACUGAGCGUUGGCCGAAAUACCAUCUCUACCACGCUUGCCAUCAAGUCCACGUACCGCCAGAGCAAUGGCGAGGCUCGGAAGCCCUGCCGCAACAUGUUCCCUGGUAUAUAGUGCAGUGCUGUGGCUGCAACGUGACUCUGCCAUUCCCCUUGGUAUGGGCGGAUACUCACCCAGACCACCUGCCACUCCUGCGUGGCUGCCACCAACCACUCCCACAUCCUCUUCAACUGAUGAGUUACCACCAUUCAUUCCAACAACCAUACUACCACCACAACAACCAUUAUUACUAUCAUUACAUUUAACCACUUCCUCUUCCACAAAUGCAACACAUCUUUCUACUUAGCUUUGAACCAACACACCAAUGCCAAAGACACCUUCAACCAUCACACCACUACCAUCAUCCACUUUUAUACCAUCACUUUUAUGCCUGCUACCACUACCAUUACAACCAUCAUUACCAUCAUCAAGUACACCUUCCACAAAUGCUAAACCCCUCUUCACUUAGCUUUGCACCAACACACCAAUACCAGACACACCUUAAACCAUCAAACCACUACCAUCAAACAUUUCCAUGCCCUCUUCAACAAACAGGCUACUACCACCAUUACGUUUACCUGCUUCCUCUUCCACAAAUGCAAUACCCCUCUCCACAUAGCGUUGAACCAACACACCAAUACCAGAGACACCAUCAACGAUCAUGCUGCUAUCACCAUUUCAAUUCACUCCUCUUCUAAGAAAUCUCUGUUCAUCCAUUCCACUUAUGAUAAAUGUAUCCCGUGUCAAUUUCCCCCAUACAAUGAACAUACUAGCACCCACUUUUAAAAAUACUUUCUAACCACUCUCUAUUUACUUCUGCUUCAACUAACACACUAACUUAAGCUUCAAUAAAAACUACUGCCCAUUCAAUCCCCAUGCCCAAACUGCCUGUUUCUCUGCUGCUUCUGCCUUACACGAGGUCAGCUACCAGUCUCCUACCUUUAAUUAUAUUCUUCUCCCUCCACUUUCUACCUCUGUUUGUCUCCUACCUCACUGAUCAGUGUGAUGCAGCAACAUGUUCAUCUGCCUCCUCUUUAUUUCCUCCUGUUUUGUCAGCUUCAUUUUCAAGCCUUUUAUUUUUCUCCACACACAUGUGUACUAACCAUUUCAUUCCAUCUCUUAAUAAACCUCUUGUACCCUUAACUAUCAUUUCAAGCUGUAAACAAUGUAUGAUUCACAAUUUGUCAACAGAUCUCAGUUAUGUGAUAGUGGUUAUCAGUAUUAUGGUUUGAAUUUUUGUACUUUUAUUUAUAUUACUUCAUACUGUUUAAUUUUAAUUUAUAACACUUGUAGUUUCUGGGUACAGAAUUUUACAUAUGCAUAUUCAUAUGUACAAUAUACAGUACUGUGCAUAUAUAUUUACACUUAAAAGAGCAGCCACCUUAUAAAUUUUAAACGAAACUCAGGGAAAGACAUUCUAUUGCAUUAUUUCUGUUCCGUAUCUUCCAAGAUCCAGCUCUGACGUAAUAAAGCUGACUGAGCCUUCAACUGGCUGGAAAGAUUUGACGUGGGCAGUGGCUACAUGGGAAUGCUUUAAUGGAAGUAGUUUUAUCCCAAUGUGCAACAUCUGUUACUGUCUUUUAUGGUUUAAAUGUAUGGAUUAACGUAUUGAAGUUGAACACUUUUAAAAUGAUAACAGAAUACAAGUGGCACGAGAGCAAGGCAUUACCACAAAGUUUCAGCUGCACUUCAUACCUGCCCUUACCACUGUGAGUUUCAGUCAUGGGCACGCUCAGCGGCCAAACCGCUGCAGCAGUGUUAGGAGUCUCAUGUCCGCGGCAGUUGUAGCUUUGUCUCCGCUGCCUGGCAGCAAGCCGUCAGAGUGACAACCAUGACGGCUACACAAUGUGUGAAUGUUAAAACUACUGAUGGAAGCACAUGCAGUGUUAGUGGGAGUGAGGGAGUCUGCAGUAUGUGAGGAUUUAUGAAGUUCAUGCCAAAUUUUUUGUAUUGUAACCUGGUAGGGAAUUUCGUUUCUCUAAAAUGUUUAAUAUUAAAAAUGUACCUAUACAGCACUACAAACAAAAAAUCAAAUAGCUCACGUGCAAAAAUAAAUGAAUGCCAUGAGCCAAGAGAUAACGUGUUAUUCAGCAGAACACUCCAUGUUGCUAAGUGGUGUGGAAUGCUGCGGAAGCUCUACCUGCAGAAUGCACUUAACUACUUUGCACUGCAGUGGAUCAUUUAGUGUUUUCUGAAGGUCCUUUAUUAUAUAGUCUUUGAUUAUUGAAAAGUCAUACUCAAUAACAUCUUUUAUUUAGUAGUAUGUAUUGAAUCCACAAAAUUUAUCAUGUGGUAGAUGAUUACAUGUCUUUUUGUGAUUGUGUGUAUUCAUUUAGAAUCAUUUUGUUCUUUUGGUAGAAAUUUAUGGUUAUUGUUUGAGAAAAGAGGAAAACUCUCAGAAAUUUCCAAGGUACCGGUAUUUGGAAAAAAAAGUAGACAUUUCUCUGAAUUCAAUAACAGAAACUUUUUUACUCACCAGUAUAUGAACUAUUGCCCUGCAGUUUUUCUGGAAGUAAAAUUUAAUGGUUCCAGUUUUGAUUUAGUACUGCAAAAUAACUAUUACCUAUGUAUUUUAUGUAUAUUUUGGUAAUAUAAAAUAUCAAAACUUAGCAGGUAAAAUAAACAUAUUCAAACAAAAAACUUAGCUGCCAUAUUUGGUAAGUAAUUUUAACAUUUGAGCAGUUUAUGUUGAAACUUGAAAUAAAUGUGUGUAUUUUAUAGAUUAAUUUUAAGAUGACAUUUUUCUAUGUAUUUUCAAUGUAAAUAAUUACAUUGUGCAUGUGUGAACAAUGUGAGGUCUCUUCAACAACGUGACAUUUUCAACAAAUACAAAAGUCAUAAACACACUGAAUUGAUUUCUUACAUUUUGCAGAAUAACCUAUAUUUUUUAAAGUAUAAUAUCUAUGUGUAUUUUGGCUGAAGUGUUACUUUAUUGAAGAAAGACUGAAGCCAGUUGUAAUGUGCUAACUAUCACUUAAUCUAUCAUUGUUGUUAGAACCUCACUGGUACUGUUAUUGUAGUGGUUUUUUUCUACAUAUUAAUUGUGAUUAUAGCAAAUCAAAGAAUCAUGAAAGUGCCUUAAUUUUAUAUGUUUUUAAUAAUAUUUUUAUAAGAGUGUUUGAAGGUACCUAGAAUAAAAAAAAAGUAGUGGUUAGCAACUUUUAUUGUUUUGUGUCACAAUGUGGUCAAGUUUUUAAAUAUACAAAUAUAGUGAAGUCUAGUUUUUACUGUUUUUGUGGGUUUGAAAUUACUUUUUAAUUUGGAAAAGCUAGAUGCAAAAAUAUUAUCUUGAAAAUUUUUAAUGUACAAAACAUUAACAUUGUAUAUUUUCCUUCCCACAACUAGAAAUUUAAUUCAUCAAUUUUUAUAUUUUCUAACACAGAAAAAAUGACUUGACUUAAUUUUUCUACUCAUGUCAUUCAAGAGUUAUAUAGUUGUAUAAAAGAAAACAUUUUUUAAAAGUUUUUUUUUGUGAUUGUUUUAAUGAGAUAGGCCACCAAUAACAUAAGUUCAAAAAAAGUGUUUAAAAAUGUCGAUAAACUACUUAAGGAAAAGAUAGUUCAAUAAUUGUAUGUUCUGUGUGGUGAAAUUUUUGAUAACUGUGCAUUUUAUUAACAAGUACGGUAUUGAUAAAAAUGAAUAAAGUUGUGUUUCCUUUAUACAUAUGUAGGUACUUUAUGUUAAGAAACCUCAUUAAUAUUCAAUAAAUAUGGUAACUACUACACUGACUCAGUUUUGAGUAAGAAAAUAAGUUAAUUAAUUGUUAUGACUUGAGUUAAUGAUUUUGAUCAACAUUGUUUUACAUGUAUCUGUUUCAUUAAAAUUUAAUUUUUAGGAUAAAAUAAAGCUUGCUGUGAAAAUGUAAAUUUAUUUAUCACAUCACAUCACUACAUUAGUACAUGUUAUUGACUACGAUGAAAUCUACUUUUCACUGUUAAAGUACACCUCAAGUGCACACGAUCUGUCUCCUGUGUCGAGGGCAAUUUUAGUGCUGCAUUGAACAAUGAAGAUUCUCUGUGCCGCUGACAGUCAGCCAAGCAUUCCUAUCGUUGGAACACUUAUGUCACAUGUGCUAUAAUCACCUGUAUUCUACCCAUACAACUCUACCUCAUGGCAUUGGGGCAUGAAUACAAGUAUAAUUCUACCAAAUAAUCAGCAUUAAUAAAUGCUCAAGUGGUUAUAUGCUCACACCAAUCUUCGCCUCUCUUGUCUCAUCAAGUGACAUAAAACCACUCUUUUACCUGGCACCUGUAUUUUGCCUAUGCUUCCCAUCUGUGCUGUGCGCUGGAUAACUUGGAAUUUUGACAAAAUGAUCUCAUCAGUUGUCAGAUGCACGGGCAAUCUGAGAACUUUUCACCUGUCAUUGGCCGAGCCAUCUGUUUUUCAGUGUCCUCUAUUGGUGCCUGAUGACGGGAACAGAUUUCCGUUCCUGAAACGUCACAAGUGUUUUCUUUGUCUUGGGAUGCCUGAGUUUGUCUGUGCUGUCGUCAUGUUGUCUGAAUACGAUUUAAUUUCAUCGCUGGGUUCACAUUUUUGUUUCUGUAUUGUCCAGGUUAUCUGUUUAGUAUCAUCGAUGGGUUCCUCUGUCGAUCGCUGUGUGGUUCAAAGUUGUUUUUGUAUGUAUUAAAAAGUUUUUGCUGCAAAUGUCUUGUCGUCAGUUCACUGUUCGUCAGUGCUGUCUUAACAUUUAACAUUUGACAUUGAUUUUGGCUUGUUUUCUAUGUAUUUAUGCUUCUUUCUUGUCUGUUCUUUGGGUUAUCUCUACGACAUACAGUGCAUACUAGCAAUGACAUAUGUCCAAAAUAAUGAUUUAAAUCAAUCUUCUCCAUUGCAAGCAUCAUUCAAAGAACUUAAAUGAUUCUGUUGUUGAACAAGUACGACAAAGAUGAGUACGAAUCGGUCUUAGUUUUCACCUAACAGCAUUUUUAAGAAUAAUUAAAUAAUAAAAGUUACAAGUUGCCUUGUUCAAUAUCAGGUAUUUUAUUUGGUCUUAAACGUAUCUGCGACAAUGAGGUCUUUACAGAACACAGACCAAGCAUGAUGCCACAGAAUGAGGAUAAUGAGAAAAAACA
Bacillus rossius redtenbacheri is the source of this 6152-nucleotide messenger RNA. RefSeq lists its product as uncharacterized. Bases 154 to 1155 code for a protein of 333 amino acids. Gene Ontology annotation, biological process: negative regulation of translation; oogenesis. Lineage: Eukaryota; Metazoa; Arthropoda; Insecta; Phasmatodea; Bacillidae. Gene Ontology annotation, molecular function: zinc ion binding; mRNA binding. The record is from RefSeq and is a predicted model, not a curated record. The transcript is spliced from 4 exons. Gene Ontology annotation, cellular component: perinuclear region of cytoplasm.